AUGCAGUCUGACUCGAGUUCUGAGCCAACGACGCCCGAUAGCGCUGGCGAUGGGCGCCUUGUCGGGCUCUUUGAAGAUCGCACAAUAACGACACGGGGCUACCAGCAAGAGUUGUUGGAUGAAAGCCUCAAGGGGAACACCAUUAUCGCGAUGCCGACUGGGUCGGGCAAGACACACAUUGCUGUCCUUAGGAUGAAAGCGGCAGUCGACCGCGAGCCCAUGAAGGUCGCAUGGUUUCUGGCGCCUACAGUGUCGCUAUGUCAUCAGCAAAAGGAGGUUAUUCAGACGGCGCUGCCCGUUUCUGUAGGGCUCAUUUCUGGUGCAAAUGAGCCAGAACACUGGAAAGACGCGAAUCUAUGGACCCGCGUGCUGUCCACCAACAGGAUCGUCGUAUCCACUCCCCAGGUGCUGCUAGACGCCCUCAGACACAGUUAUGUCAGCAUGGGACGUGACCUGUCGCUCAUCGUCUUUGACGAGGCGCAUCACACCGGUAAAGACCACCCGUACAACCGCAUAAUGCGCGAAUUCUACUUCACCUGUCCGGCCCGGGACCCGGACCUCCUCCACAUCACACUGGCCACCCGCGAGAACGUGCGCCCCGCCAUUCUGGGCCUGACUGCGUCGCCGAUAUAUGGCGGGGAUGUCGAAAAGUCAUUCAAGAUGAUCGAAAAUAACCUAGACAGCAAGAUUCGCGCCCCCCUUCGGGAGCGCGCCGAGCUAGACCAACAUGUCCACAAGCCCGUGUUCAUCCACGUGAUGUAUGACCCCGACGAGUCCCCGUUCUCGACUAACCUGGAUUCAUUCCAAAAUGUUUUCAAAGCUCUCGACAUCGACGACGAUCCAUACGUGAAAAAACUGCGACGAGACCUCGAGAAAACCACCUAUCGCUCGAACAAAUGGCAGCGCAUCGACCAGCGGCUGUCGCGCGUGAUUGCGAAGAAGGACACGUAUAUCCAGACACAGCUGCGAAGCGUAUUGGGCACCGCGGAGGCGCUGUGCAGCGACAUCGGCCCGUGGGCGGCCGAUUGGCUGAUCUACCACACGGUCACGCGGGCACGUGCCGCGCUCGACACGGGCAAGUAUCAGCUCGUACUCACCGACCUGCCGAACCUGGAGAAGGCGUACAUGCUGGAGGUACUCAACCGAAUAUGUGCGAUUGAGCCAUCGUACUACGGCGAGGACAUCGUAGGAGACUGCUCGGACAAGGUGGCAGCGCUGGUGAAGGCAAUCAAACGGGAAAAAGAGCAGACAGAAGCGGACGGGCAGACGUGGAAUGCACUCGUGUUUGUUCAACGCCGCGAGGCUGUGCUGGCGUUGGCGGAGGUGCUGGCUCACCACCCAGACACUAAAGACAUUGUUAAAGUUGGCGAGCUUGUCGGGACGACGGACACGGGGUACAAGUCGGCAGCGUUUGACCUGACCAAGGCGCUACUCAAGACACACGCAUCGACUCUCCAGAAUUUCAAGACGGGGGAGAAGAAUCUGAUUAUAUCGACUGCGGUUGCAGAGGAAGGAAUCGACAUCCAAGCGUGCGGAAGUGUGAUCCGGUGGGACCCCGCGCCCAAUAUGGCAAGCUGGAUGCAGAGCCGGGGUCGCGCGCGCCGGCAGAAGAGUACAUUCACGCUUCUCGUUGCGCGGGACCAAGACCAGCAAGAAGCACUCAGAAAAUGGGAGAAGAUGGAGGCGGAAAUGAUUGCGCAGUAUUCGGACCCUUCAAGGCAGAUGCAGCCAGCGCUGGAGGACGACGAUGACGAGUAUUCGUUAGAGGACCGUGAACUCGUGUUCAGGGUCGAGAGCACGGGGGCACUGCUUACGCUCAGUUCAGCCAUCCCUCAUCUGAACCAGUUCUGUGCACUGAUUCCUCAUUGGAACCAAAAUGACUACCAACCCAUCUAUGAGCUGGAUCCACCGGAGCACCCGGAGGGCUGGCACGCACUCGCGGAUCGGCGCACCGCGAUUCAGUACAAAGGGCCGUGGGGUGCGAAGGUCACGCUCCCGCGGAUCCUCGGGCCGGAACUCCGGUCCUUCGAGACGGAGAGGGUGUACCCGAGCAAGGCGUCGGCGUGCCGACACGUUGCGUUUGUGGCAUAUAAAGCACUCUAUGAGAAGGGCCUGCUGAAUCAGCACUUGCUCCCGCUCACAAGCGUAGUCGAGCCGCAUCUUGAUGAGGAGGUCAAGGAGCUGCUAAAGGAUGUCGAGAAGCGGCACGGGACCGCGACCGUGUCUGUUCAGAUCAACCCGUGGGCUGGCGAGACGGAUACGGCAGACGAACCGGAGUGGUUUGCGUCGAAGCUCACCAUCACGGGGCUCCCUGCGUUGUACAUGUACACGCAGACACCGCCUGUGGCGCUCGCCGGCCCGGAUGCGCCGAUUCUUCAUCGAAAAGAGGGCCAGCACGCGGUCACGUGGUGCCCGCUAGACGCGCCGGUGGACGCUGCCACACUGGCAAAGGCGCGGGAAUACACGCGACGAGUAUUCUGGACCCUGAACGGGUCGCGCAUGGUGUGGGAUGAUGUCGAUUUUUGCUACCUCUUUUUGCCAGUCGACGGUGAUGAUGUUUGGGUGGACCGGCGGGCGUGGCAUGUGGAGUGGCAGCAGCAAAACACAUACGGCGGACAUCCGCUGCUGUGCAACGCGUCUGCUUUUGCGGAAAAGUACUCUUACGCCAAGGACAUCACCCUGAUGCGCAAGAUGUACCAGUUCGGCUCGCCGUUCCGGUUUGUCCGGUGGCGGAAAAAGGAGUUGACAGAUGAAGAAGAGGCAGAAAUUCGCGCAUUCUACAAGGACGAUGAACUGGACAUCGAGUACCCGCUUCUCGUUGCACAGCCACUCCCACCACGCACCAACUUCCUUGUACCGCUGCCAGCCGAGGCGGUGACUGAUUCGGUAGUCAAGACUGUGAAUCUGCUGCCAGAAAGGACACAGAUUGUGAUGUGCUCGGCCGCGGAUGUUGAGUAUGCGACGUUGCUGCCGUCGGUGCUGCGCGCUCUUGGCAUUGCAGCGACAAUUGGCACGAUGCAGCGCACGAUGCUGGCUGGGACGGAGUUGGUCGAUAUACCGCGGGAGUUGUUGACCACGGCACUGUGUGCACCUGUCGCGGGGGAGUUGUCUGACUAUGAGCGGUUGGAGACAUUGGGCGAUACGGUGCUCAAGUACAUGGUCUCGCUCCAGCUGCUGGGCCAAUUCCCGCUCUGGCACGAGGGGUACCUCACCAAGAAGAUGGGACACACGGUCUCGAAUGCGAGGCUCGCGAAGGCCAAUAUCGGGCAUGAAAUGUAUCGGUUUAUCAUCCGGGACCGGCUACUGGGCAAGAAGUGGAAGCCGCGGUACAUGAGGGCGGAAGUGCAGCCUGAGGCACCGCCGCCCCCGCCGCCAGUUGAGGAGAAGCUUCAAGAGGACGACAAGAAGAAAAAGAAGAAGAAAAAGAGCAAUGCCAACAACCAGGAGCUCUCAACCAAAGUACUCGCAGAUGUGGUGGAAGCGCUGAUCGGGGCGGCAUAUCUCCACGGCAGCUUCGAUUUGGCCGUCAGAUGCGGGGAGUUCUUCGGCCUGAACAUCACAUGGGCGCCUCUUCCUGAACGAGUUGACGCAAUGUUUGCACGCGUCGAGCCACUGGAAGAACUACCCAGCCAACUGGACUGUGUGGAGCGGAUGCUGGGAUAUACGUUCCGGAAGAAGCCGCUGCUAGUGGAGGCGCUGACACACUGCAGCUACCAGUCGGAGACGCGGGCAAUGUCAUAUGAGCGACUCGAGUUUUGCGGGGACGCAGUGCUCGACAUGAUCGUCACAGACUUCCUCUAUCGGUCACACAGAAAGUACCAGCCGGGCCAGAUCAUGCGGCGCAAGUCCACCAUCGUGAACGCGCACACCCUCGCCUACAUCUGUCUCCGCACAGCCACCCAGCUUGCGCCGAGCGUGAUCCCGCAGCCAGACAAGAACACGCCGCACCGCGCACGUGAGUUUUUCGCCGAAGAAGAGCAGCGCACGGUGUAUCUGUACCAGUGCAUGCUGCACUCAAGCGAUCACGUGCUCAGCGAGCAGGCGGCCACCGCGGCCCGGUGUGAUGCCGCGCGGGCCGAGAUCGAGGCCGGCUUGACUGCAGACCCCGUGUUCCCGUGGGCGCCGCUGUUCUUGCUGCAGGCGCCCAAGUUCCUCAGCGACCUCGUCGAGAGCGUCAUCGGGGCCGUCUUCAUCGACUCUGCCGGGGAUCUCGGGGUGGUCGAGCAGCUAUUGCGCCGCCUGGGCCUGAUGCAGGUGUUGGAGCGCGUCGUCGCGGACGAUGUGGACGUGUUACACCCCGUGUCACGUCUGCAUGAAUGGGCAAGCGCGCGCCAUGCCAAAGUGGACUGCGAGUAUGUGCAGACGGACGACCGGAUCAGCUGUGUGGUCACGAUUGACGGCGAGCCGAAGCCGGAGACCCGGGCAGAGAGCUGGUAUGCGGGAAAGAUGAGCAAGCACGAGGUCAAGCUUGCUGCGUCGCACAAGGCGAAUAAGGUGUGCAAGGACUGGGUGAUCGAGGACGCCGAGUCAAGAAAGCGCAAGCGGGAGGAAUCGGAUGUGGAGGAAUUGGCUGUGGUGGAGGAGGUAAUUGAGGCGCCGAUGGAGGAUGAUGACAAUGAAGAAUAUAUGGACCGGGAGCUAACAGAGGAGGACAUGGAUGCGAUGGACUGGGUUGGAUGA
Mycena indigotica is the source of this 4680-nucleotide messenger RNA. RefSeq lists its product as uncharacterized. Gene Ontology annotation, cellular component: RISC complex; cytoplasm; nucleus. Gene Ontology annotation, molecular function: RNA binding; ribonuclease III activity; ATP binding. Gene Ontology annotation, biological process: siRNA processing. The record is from RefSeq and is a predicted model, not a curated record. Lineage: Eukaryota; Fungi; Basidiomycota; Agaricomycetes; Agaricales; Mycenaceae. Bases 1 to 4680 code for a protein of 1559 amino acids. The transcript is spliced from 9 exons.